UGGAAAUUGAUGACGAUGAUGAUGGUGACGAUGAUGACGACGAUGUUGAUAUCGAUGACGAUGAUGAUGAUGACGAUGAUUAUGAUAAUGAUGAUGAUGAUGACGAGGAUAAUGACGAUGAUGAUGACGACGACGAUGAUGACGAUGGUGAUGAUUACGACGAUGAUGAUGAUGACGAUGACGAUGAUGAUGGUGAUGAUGACGAGGAUAAUGACGAUGAUGAUGACGAUGAUGAUGACGAUGAUGAUGACGACGACGAUGAUGACGAUGAUGAUGACGAUGAGAACGACGACGAUAAUAAUGAUGACGAUGAUGAUGAUGACGUCGAUAAUGAUAUUGAUGAUGACGACGACGAUGAUAAUGAUGACGAUGAUAAUGAUGACGAUGAUGACUAUGAUGAUGAUGAUGAUGAUGGUGAUGACGAUGACGAUUACGAUGACGACGACUAUUAUCAGCGGUAA
This is a messenger RNA of Candidula unifasciata, 461 nucleotides long. NCBI's taxonomy places the organism in Eukaryota, Metazoa, Mollusca, Gastropoda, Stylommatophora, Geomitridae. The record is from the annotation of a GenBank genome assembly.